AUUAGUGAUAAAAGAAAAAGUCAAAAUGUUGAAUGAGGCUGACAAUUUUGCAGACAUCUUUCGAGGUGGACUUCCUUAUUGUCUCCUCAUUGCAUUGCCAAUAUUAAUACUCUGCACACCUAGUCUAGCAAGCGAGUUCCAAGUUGUGUCAAUGACCAAAUUCGAUGUUAAUGGAGAACCCUACGGUUGCCGGUCAUCUGCUAUUUCCUUGGAAGCAAAAUCCCUGUACACGUGGAGCACCGGUCGGCACUGUGUGCUCGCCAGACUGCUCGAUGUUUCGGUCAAUGAUUUGAACAAUAUCCGUCAAAAGGCUGGCGGUCUUAUAGCAAUGCUGCCAAAGGAUGUCUCCAUAUUAAGCGAUGAGAUAAAAGAGCAAGUGCUCACAUUGGAAAAGGAAAUGUUAACACAAUCCAUACCAGUGCCAGUUUACUUCGCGCCCUACAAUCCAAAUCUAGAACAUAUUAUCAAUGAUAUUACUCAAAACUCUGCCAAAAAUAAUGCUAAGAAUGAAGAUGCUUUUGCGCAUUUGUUGAUGUCUGUUUCCGCUAAUGGAUAUCAUGUCACUGUGGAUGGCCAAAAUGGUGCGGUUAAUAAAAAUAGCAAAAUUCCCAUCAUUCAAGGAGAACUAGUACCAAGUCAAUUUGCUUUAAAGCAUGUUGAUAACGCUGGAGAGAGUACUACCCUACCACUUAUUCUAAUCACUACCAAUCUAAAGACUUUUGGAAUCACUAAUGACUAUCCAUUGAACGCUGACGUAGCCGUAGUCAUGUCUCUUGUAGAAAUAUUUAGUAAAUUGCACUCUGUUAUUAGCACAUCACCAAAGUACCGCCUGGCAUUUCUGAUCUCUGACGCUGGCUUGUUGUUAAACUUCCAGGGAUCAAAGAAAUGGCUUGAAACUGAUGACAAUAUGUCUUUACAGAAUGUGGAAUUCGUAUUAUCUCUGGAUACAAUUACGCAAAGCUUAGCUCAAAAUCAGCCCAAUGCAUUCUACAUGCAUGUUUCGAAACCUCCAAAAGAGAAGACUCCAAUAAGCCAUUUCUUCAAGUUGCUCAAAACUGUCACUGGCCGCCACUCAGAAAACGCAACGGUUGAGGGGAUUCAUAAGAAAAUAAAUCUUGCUGAAUCAAAAAUUUCUUGGGAGCACGAGCGUUUCAGCAUGAAGCGAUUCCCCGCUUUUACACUAUCCUCUGUCAAAAAUCCAAGCAGUUCGCUCCGCACCACAAUAUUUAAAGACAACGAAGCAAGGACCGUAGCCCAAACACUGACGACAGUCAAGAUAAUUGCCGAAACCCUGGCUUGUUAUAUAUAUAAAAUUGAUCCCAUGUCUGACGUUUUUGAAGGACACGUUGUUAUCAAUGAGAAUAAUGUGUUGCCAUAUCUGGGUAUUAAGUCGGUUUUACAGAAUAACGAUAUCAAGGACGGCUUCGAGAAGUAUCUGGCAAAUGUUAAAAUUACUUAUGACAAGCCUGAUGCCCGUGAUCCAGACUUUAUGUUUUACAACGGCAUAGAUCCAAAAUUAAAUGUGUACAGAGUGAAGCCGGCAGUCUUCGAUCUAUUCCUCACAUUGAUUGUUUCCCUUUAUCUAUGUUCUGUGUAUUUUGCAAUUCAAUUCUUUCCACGAUUUUACAAUUUUAUUGCCGCAAAUACGAAAGAAUUGUUUUGUGGACAAGUAGGAAAUACACAGAAUGCCACCUUUAAACGAAAAAAUAACUAAUGUACUUGAGUUCAGAAUAACUAGACGUUGAGGUCCAAUUUGAUUGCAAACUGAAAUGUAUUUUUUUGUUUAAAGGUUGCUAAUUCAAUUGUUUUUUUGUUAAUUUUUAAGACGAGUAUAAAAUGAAUUGUAG
Messenger RNA from Drosophila busckii, 1847 nucleotides. RefSeq names its product nicalin. Lineage: Eukaryota; Metazoa; Arthropoda; Insecta; Diptera; Drosophilidae. Gene Ontology annotation, biological process: regulation of signal transduction. The transcript is spliced from 6 exons. Gene Ontology annotation, cellular component: endoplasmic reticulum membrane. The coding region runs from base 26 to 1714 and encodes 562 amino acids. The record is from RefSeq and is a predicted model, not a curated record.